AUGUUGGUGCUAUUGCAAUUAGCUGCAUGGGCAGCCACCGCCUCUAGCUCCUUGGUGGCGAAGCCAGGCUGCCAGGCGCGAUGCGGCGGCGUCGACGUCCCCUACCCGUUCGGCAUCGGCGCCGGCUGCUUCCGUCCCGGCUUCGAGAUCGCCUGCAACAACAUGACGCCGUUUUUGCCGGACGCCACCGUUGGAGGUGACACGCACCUCGCCGAGCCCGUGCGCGUGCUGCACCUGACAGUGGCGCCGAGCGCGCAGGUCCAGGUGCUGGUGCCUGUGGCGCACCGGUGCUUCGACGCGGCCGGCAACGAGACUGCCGGCAGCUUCGACGGCAGGCUGAACAUCAACGAGCUGGGCGUGUAUCGCUUCAACGAGACCGCCAACGAGCUCUUUGUCCUGGGCUGCAACACCCUCGUCUACGCCAGCAGAGGGAAGUCGAGGUCCCAGGUCUGGAACGAGUCAACCGUCGCCUACUUCAGCGGGUGCGUGGCCUACUGCAACAGAGUCCAGAAGCCGCGGGACGGCAAGUGCAACAGCGUCGGAUGCUGCCGCAGCGAAAUCUCGCCGUUUCUCAAAAGCCCCAGCAGGAUGAGGUUCGAGAAAUGGGCGCGCGCCCGCAUCGACUUGAGGCACUCCUGCAGCUACGCCUUCAUCGUGCAGAAGGACCACUACAUUUUCAAGGCCGCCGACCUGGAGAGGACCCCGGAGCCGAACCCGGCCAAGCGAUGGAGCAUGCCACUUUGGCUCGACUGGGCCAUCCGCAAUAAUGAUAGUAGCUCCUCGUUCUGCCCUGUGCCGGACAAGACGCCGGGAUAUGCUUGCAUGAGCAACCGCAGUAAGUGCGCCAAGUCCAUCAACGGGGAGGGAUAUUACUGCAUAUGCAACCAAGGCUACGAGGGCAACCCAUACCUUGAAAACGGAUGCACGGCUUCUACAUGCGCUACGUCUCGCCCACCCGAGCUAACUCUCAUGGGUGACAAACUGCAGACUCCGUUUUAG
Molecule: messenger RNA, 999 nt
Organism: Triticum turgidum subsp. durum (durum wheat)
Lineage: Eukaryota; Viridiplantae; Streptophyta; Magnoliopsida; Poales; Poaceae
Source: the annotation of a GenBank genome assembly